Molecule: messenger RNA, 519 nt
Organism: Eurytemora carolleeae
Lineage: Eukaryota; Metazoa; Arthropoda; Copepoda; Calanoida; Temoridae
Product: jmjC domain-containing protein 8-like
Exons: 3
Coding region: 15-497 (160 amino acids)
Cellular component (GO): cytoplasm
Source: RefSeq, a predicted model, not a curated record
UUCCUUUUUUUCAGAUGAAAUUUAAUCCAUGGACUUACUGUAUAAUUAUCUGGAGCUGUGAUGGAAUAAGGAAGCCCUCUAUCUCUAACGGUGGUUGGGAAACCUAUCCUUCAGAUAUAUCCGUCCCUCCCGGACCUUGUAAUAUACCCAUACGAGACAAUACACUCAGCCAAGAGGAGUUCUUGGAAAAGUUUGCGUUCACUGAACCCUUGAUAGUGCGGGACGGAGCUAACAAUGAUUUGUUUAGAGCUCUUACUGGAAAGUCUGAACUGUUGAGUGAGUACGGUGACUCCGUGGUUAGAUUGAGCUCUGCUAACACACACAGCUACGAGAAGAAGGAUAUUACUUUCUCAGACUACUGUCAGCACCAUCUGUCUCCGCAGAACUUAAACACAUACGGAAAUGAAACCUUCUAUAUGUUCGGGGACAAUGAUUUUAUUGAAUGGAAAGAACUAUUAGACGAGUAUUCACAACCUCCAUAUACUUUACCGAGGUAACAUUUUUAUCAUUUUAAACAAA